Alternaria arborescens is the source of this 942-nucleotide messenger RNA. RefSeq lists its product as hypothetical. Bases 1 to 942 code for a protein of 313 amino acids. NCBI's taxonomy places the organism in Eukaryota, Fungi, Ascomycota, Dothideomycetes, Pleosporales, Pleosporaceae. The record is from RefSeq and is a predicted model, not a curated record. The transcript has a single exon.
AUGCAUCUCCAGCCCACCGUACGCCUUCAAGACGCUCAAUGGUUCUACCAAGUCAAUGCUGAUCAAGACUCAGCGCCAAACACACGCAAAGCCCGGCAGGCGACUGCUCUCAAGCAGAUCACCUCGCUUCAGAACCGCCGCAUCCAGCCUGGCGCACUCGCUCGAGGCUCUUUUCCAAGCGGUCAGAUGGCACGACGAGCCCCCCGCUCGCCCUCCACUCCGCUCACCAAGGAUGGCUUCAUCUCCGAAGACAACGCCCCAGCCGAUGCGCAGCCAGACGCAAACCCCCGCUUCGCCCGCAACACAGCACGCCCAACGACGACCCGCGGCUCGACCCCUCCCCAGGGCCAGAUGGUCCGCGCCCCCUCCACACUGCGUGUAACCCGUCAAACAGUUGACGGCCCUGUUCGUGGCCCCGCUCGUGGACCCAACGUGCGUGGCCCCAAUCUACGCGGUCGAGAAGGCGGACGACCAGGACCAGGUGGAAAGCGCGCUGGUGGUGCGCGAGGCAACAACCGUGGUGACGGAGGACCUCAGAAGCGGAAGAAGGGCGCUGGUGGCGAAGAAUCGAUGCCCACUUCCCUUGCGGACGUGAAGAUUGAGGAAACCGUCUCAACGAGCAUGCAGCAACAGCUCUUGCGUCUGCAAAGGAAGGAGUGGGACCGCGUGCCUUACGAGCCCAAGUAUGCCAAGGGCAGUUUUGCCGCCAAUGAGUUGAUACACGCUGGAAGGGAGCUGUUCAAGGGCGAGGCCCCACCAGUCAAGUUUUGGGGACCUCUUGAGCACAGAAUCGGCGUUGUGGGCAUGUUUGGAGCGGAGGCGACUUUGAAGGUUCGCAGAGUGCCCGAUGGCGAUGCAGAGCCAUUUGGACAGGAGGUACUCGAGCAGGAAGGGCCAGUCGAGGCCAAAGGUGCGGAGAAGAAGCAGGCUGUAGCACGAUAG